AUGUCCACUGUUCGCAUCGAAUCUUCCUUGAAACGAAUUCGCGUCCUAUUUGGAGGCGUCGUCAUUGUCGAUACCAAGAGCGCCAAACUGAUUUGGGAUUCGCCAUUCUACCCACUCUACUACUUCAAUGUCGCCGAACUGCCUGAAAAGUACCUCCAAGGGAAGCAAGCAACAUCCGACGGCUCUCAGUACGAUAUCGUCGUAGGCGCACGAAAAGCACCAGCUGCAUUGCAAGUUUUCAGCUCUGGCGAUCGCGCAGGGUUCUUCAAACUCAACUUUGGUGCUAUGGAUGCUUGGUUCGAAGAAGAGGAGCAAAUAUUCGUACACCCCAAGGAUCCCUACAAGCGUGUCGACGUCCUCCAGUCUUCCCGUCACGUCCGUGUCGAAAUUGAUGGUGUUGAAGUUGCUAAUACCACUAAGCCACGUCUCUUGUUCGAGACAUCUCUUCCUGUCCGUACCUAUAUCCCAAAGACGGACUGCAGGCUUGAUUUAUUAGUACCUUCCGACCUGAAGACCGCAUGUCCUUACAAGGGAGAAGCCAGUUACUACCAUGUUCAGCUGUCACCCGACAAUCGAAAAGAGAACAUUGUAUGGUGGUAUCGCAAUGCAAACCUGGAAUGCGCUUCUAUCACUGGCUUCGUUGCCUUUUACGACGAGAAGGUUGAUGUCUGGGUAGAUGGCGAAAAGCAGACACGACCAUCGACUCACUGGUCGUAG
Molecule: messenger RNA, 717 nt
Organism: Desarmillaria tabescens
Lineage: Eukaryota; Fungi; Basidiomycota; Agaricomycetes; Agaricales; Physalacriaceae
Exons: 4
Coding region: 1-717 (238 amino acids)
Source: RefSeq, a predicted model, not a curated record